AUGGAAUGGAGCGUCGACGUGGACGUAUGGAGCGUGCUUGCGCCGUUCCCACUGUCGCAGGUGCUGGGCGCCGAGGCCGCCGCCGCAGCAGCCGCGCUCGACUCCCCACCGGCACUCUGCCGCUUUCAGCAUGGCGAGGCCCCAACACUGUUUUGCUACACCGAUGCUGCGGGGCGGCUGCACAUGGCCCCAACCAUGCCCCACAGCUUCACCAAGCUGCUCUUUCUGCUGCGCGAGCCGAUGGGCGGCGUAGCGACGGGCCAUCUCGACGGCCCCGACGCGCUGCGCCAGCUGCAGCAGCAACUGGAAGGGCUGCACCUGCCGCAGGUGCAGGCCGCGCGCUCUGCCUGGCCGGAGCAGCUGCAGCAGGACUGGGCCGCCCAGGCGAACGACUUCUGCUCCACGCUCAGCGAAGCAGUGCAUGCAGGCCGGGGGCGCACCGUGCUCUACGUGCCGCGUGAGGCAUGGCAGGGAGUCCCCAGCGCGGCAGCACGGCAGCGCGAGCUGGUGCAGCGGCUGGAGGUGCAGGUUCUGCGCUGGACACAGCUGAUUCGCAGCCUGCUCGCGCGGCAGCGCACGCGUGAGCAGCGGGCGGGGCAGGAGGAGGGCCCGGCAGAGGAGGUGGCCUUCUGGCGGCAGCGCACCUCCGACCUGGGCAGCCUGCGGGACCAGCUGGAGGGAGCAGGGCUGGCGGCUGUGCUGCGGGUGCUGGAUGCUGCGCGCUCGCCCCACCUGCCCGCCUUCCUGGGCCUGCGGGGCAGCAUCGCCAACGAGGCGGAGCAGGCCGCAAGCAACCUGGUCUUUCUGGAGGCGCUGGAGGCACCCUGCUCCCAGCUCGCGGCGGCCGACCCCACACAUCUGGCGCAGGCGCUGCCGCCAUUGCUGGAUGCAUGUCGCAUGGUGUGGACACUGGCGCCGCACUACAACACCCCCGAGCAGAUGACAAGCCUGCUGCGCCAAGUCAGCAAUGCAGUGGUGGCGCGCUGCCGCAGCAUGCUCGACCUGGGGCGGAUCUUUGGUGGCAUCGAACUGGCCAUCGCGGAGCAGCGCCUGGAGCAGUGCUGCGGCGUGGUUGCUGCGGCGCGCUCCAUAUAUGGCGAGGCAGCUCAGCAUGUGGCGGCCGCCCUGCCAGACCGUCCCUGGGCAUUUGAUGCCAGUGCCAUCUACGCCCACGUGGAGGCCUUUGUGCAGCGCUGCCAAGAUUUGCAGGAGAUCUGCGCCGCGCAGCGCCAGUUUGCUUGCGGACAACAGCUGGCGGCAGUGCUGAGCGGCAGUAAGGCGCCAGAGAUUGCACGGGCACUGGGCGACGUGCAGCAGGCCUUCGCCCAUCAAAUGCACAAGCUGCAGGGCCUGCAAUAUGAUGUGCUGGAUGUGCGGUGCAGCCAGUGGUAUGAAGACAUGGCCGCCAUCCGUGCUGCCAUGCGCGACCUGGAGCAGAUGCUGGGCAACAUACUGGCCACGGCGGUGGAGCACGCCUCCUGCCUCACAACCAAGCUGGACGUGAUUGAGGCGAAGGCGGUAGAGACGCGUGUGUCUGACUGGCACCAGCUGUUUAUGGGCGAGCUGGCAGCAGUCAAGCAGUCAUUUGAGGCCAUCAAGGCCGAGCUGCCUCCUGGACCGCCCCUGCCGCAGCAUGCCGGACGGGUGGUGCUGCUUUCAGGCCUGCUGCGGCGCAUCGAGCAUACCUCGGACCACCUUGCAGCCAUGGCCGGCUACCUCCCUGGGGUGCCCUUGGCAGCAGACUCCGCGACAGCAUACGAGGCUCUGCACAUGGGCCUGCAGCAGCACAUCAACACUCUCAACAUGCAGUGGUAUGGCAGCGUGCCCCCCGACCUGGGCAGCCACCUGCAGAGCAACCUGUUGCAGCAGGACAAGGCAGGCAGCGGGUUGCUACACAUCAACCUCUCCUCGCAGCUUCAUCUGGCAUUGGAGGAGUCGUACCUGUUCGAGCGCCAGCGCUUGGGGGUGCCCGCGGCCACAGCAGACCUGCUCUCCGACCGUCACCGCCUGCGGGCAGCCUGGGUGGGCUCCGUGCAGGAUGUGUCUGCGGCCAUGGCCGAGCUAAAGACCGUCAGCGCAGCGGUGGCAUCCACAUGCGCGAUGUUUCGUGAGGCUCUUCUGGUCCGUGUGGAGCGCAAGCGGCUUUACGACCUUCCCAGCUUCGAACAGCGGCAGGCGGGGCACCAGGCCGUCGUUUGCUCCAAGAUGCAGGAUGCUUAUUGCCAGCUGAGGGCCUCGCUGGUAUCCUUGUACCGCCGCUUUGCUGGCGACAGCGAGGAGGUGCAGCGGGAGUGGCUGGCCUUCCUGCAGCGCGCCGACACGCAGCUGUUGGAUGCGCUGACUGCCUGCAUCCGCCGCAGCCUGCACGAGGUGGCCCGGGUCCUGCAGGGGGAGCACAAGGCGGCAGAGGUGCCGCCCUUGGUGGAGCUGAAGCCCACGCUGCAGCAGCUGUUCGACACCGUACACAACACGUGCAAGGCGGCGGUGGCGGCACUGCAAUCGCUGCCCCGCUUGUUGCCAGAGGUGCUCAGCGGCUGCGCAGCGGCGGGACCGCUCCCAGGGUGCCUCAGGGAGGUAACCGUACCACCUGCAUUUGUGGAAGAAGUGGGACAGAACGAGGAGGCGGUGACGAAGCAGAUGCAGGCCAUCACGCGAGGCAUCAGUGGCAUAGUGGAGAAGGUGCAGCAGCUGCUCACAUUCCACGAAAAGAAGUACAUGGUGGCGCUGUGGCAGACAGAGUGUACUGCCUACAUGCGGCGGUAUGAGCGUGCCAACAAGCCUGUCACCUCGUUCCUGGCCGACAUUCAAAAGUAUCUGGACCUGAAGGAGGAGAUUCUGUCCGAGGACAGCGCUUCUACUGUGCGCUGGCUGCGCCUAGACUCCUCCACGCUGAAGCAGCAGCUGGUGACGCUGUGCGACAGCUGGGUGGCGGCCUUCUCCGGGCUGCUGUCCACCCUGGCAUCCCGCCAGUGGCUUGAGCAGCAGUCUGCGAAGGUGGUGGGACAGGAGCAGCACGAGGAGGAUCAGGAGGAAAACCGCGACGUGGGACAAGAGGAAGGCCAGCAGGAUGGUCUGGGAUUGAGACAGGAUCCAGAGGAGCCCCGACAGGCCAAGGGGGAACAGGAGUCAGGGGAGCCAGCUUCUGCACGAAAGGUGCUGCCUGAAGCGGCGGCAGUCCCUGACGCGGCAACUGCUGGACAGACGCGGCAGCGGGCAUUUGAGAAGUUGGAGGCUCUGCAUGGGCGGCUGGAGGGGGAGCGGGAGGAGAUGCAGCAGCGCAUUGCAGCCUGCCAGGAGAAGUACGAGGCCCUUGUCAACCUGCAGACGGGGGUGCCUGAUGAGGAGCUUGAGCGCGUAGACCGCCUGCCAGGGCUGUGGGCCGACUUUGAGGCUGCGAUGGAUGGGGUGCCUGCCAGGCUGCGUGCUCUGUGGGUCUGA
Messenger RNA from Chlorella variabilis, 3438 nucleotides. RefSeq lists its product as hypothetical. NCBI's taxonomy places the organism in Eukaryota, Viridiplantae, Chlorophyta, Trebouxiophyceae, Chlorellales, Chlorellaceae. The coding region runs from base 1 to 3438 and encodes 1145 amino acids. The record is from RefSeq and is a predicted model, not a curated record. The transcript is spliced from 13 exons.